ACAACCAACAACAUAAUACAAUACCAGUAAGUUCUAACAAAAAAAGCAAAGCACUAAAAUGGCAAAGCAGUAGCAAAUUGAGCACUAGUAAAAACGAAGUUCUAGCAAAAGAGCAAAGCAAA
Molecule: messenger RNA, 122 nt
Organism: Racocetra persica
Lineage: Eukaryota; Fungi; Glomeromycota; Glomeromycetes; Diversisporales; Gigasporaceae
Source: the annotation of a GenBank genome assembly